Messenger RNA from Sceloporus undulatus (fence lizard), 3346 nucleotides. RefSeq names its product TLC domain containing 3A (gene TLCD3A). The transcript is spliced from 5 exons. The coding region runs from base 117 to 905 and encodes 262 amino acids. Gene Ontology annotation, biological process: lipid homeostasis. NCBI's taxonomy places the organism in Eukaryota, Metazoa, Chordata, Lepidosauria, Squamata, Phrynosomatidae. Gene Ontology annotation, cellular component: endoplasmic reticulum; membrane. The record is from RefSeq and is a predicted model, not a curated record.
GCCAGCCUUCCUCCUCCUGCUCCUCCUUGUCCUGCUGCUGCUGCUGCUGCUGCUGCUCCCGCUCCCGGCCUGGCGGUGUGUUGACAAGGCCGGCUCUUCGGGGGAAGGCCGGCAGGAUGUGGCGCCCGCUGGCCCUGGGCUGCCUCCUCUUCCCGGGCCUCUUCUACGCCUGCCUCCGCAGCCUCGCCCGCCUCGCCCCGACAUGGAGCCUCAAGGAGCGCAUCAUCCUCAGCGGAAGGCUCGUGUCGUCGAUCCAGGCCAUCAUGGCUACCAUUUCGGGGAUUGUGGUCAUCUUAAACUGCAAAGACGUGGUGCACAGCAGGCACUGGAUGGCCCAAGAGUACGUGGGUUUCGUGGUCUCUUACAUGACCUAUGACAUUUACGUCAUGUACCUCUGCCACUGGCACAAGUGCGAAGAGCAAGGGACGGCUGCCCGGAAGCAUUCCCUGCUCAGCGUCCAAGCGUUCCUGAAAAAGGAGAAGCUGAUGGUCACCCACCAUCUCUUCAUCCUCAUCGUCCUCACGCCGGUGGCUGUGCACCUGCGAGGCGAACUUGGCGACUUCUUCGUCGGCUGCAUCUUCACGGCUGAGCUGAGCACCCCUUUCGUGUCGCUGGGCAAAAUCCUGAUGCAGCUCAAAAUGCAGGACUCCUUCUUGCACAAAGUCAACGGCAUCCUCAUCUUGGUGACCUUCUUCCUCUGCCGCAUCGCCCUCUUCCCGUUCAUGUACUGGUCCUACGCCCGGCAGAUUGGCCUCCCCAUCUACAUGGUCCCCUUCCGCAUCCCCUUCCAUUGCAACGUCGCCAACGCCUUACUCCUCGCUCCCCAACUCUACUGGUUCGUCCUCAUCUGCCGAAAAGCCAUGAGGCUCUAUAGCAGCUCGCCGGAAACAGCGAAAACCAGAUAACAACCGCUUUGGACCUGGUCUCCAAACCGCCAGGUGCGGACCGAACUGUGCCUUGCCUCUCCGAAUCGGCACCUUCGGGGCGGAAACGCAGGUUGUGAAGCCUUGGGGCUUGCACUGUUUCAAGACUCUUUUGCCCCACGGCCGAACCCUGAGUUACCUCCGUUGCCGUAGGACAGGAACAGGAUUGUUUUUUGGCCUUUCCUCCAAAGUCCAUCGUCCUGGGAUCCGAAACAGCGACCGUUGCCAAGUCGGAUAAUGCGUGCUAGGAUUCAGGGCUAGCAAAACCACAAUUCCUAUGGCCCUGGCUGGUUUUGUCAGCGGAUGUCCCACAUUUUCCUCCUCCGCCCGAUGUUUACCGUCGCCUUUUGCAUCCGCGACUUUAUUCCUCAUUCCUCUUAGUUCCACUUUAAGGUCCUGGAUGCUGAAGAUUUUCACAUUCCUGAGAAUUCAGCUUUCUUUUGAAUGAAAAGAAGGCUUUGCUGUCUUUAAAAAGCCCAAAUGUCUAGUCCUUAUGGAUUCAAGGAUGGAUGUACCUAUUGAAAUCAUGCAGCAACACAAAGUCUUUGCCAGAUUAGGAGUGAGAUUCCAGCACCAGGAGAAGGAUUGUGGGUCUAGUAUUAAGCAAAAACACAGACGACGGUGCUUUGGGGCAGGAACGCAUGGUCCGUCCGAUCUUUGUUUUUGGCUGAACAUUUUUAGGGAGAGAGAAAAAGAAGGCUGCUGCUCAAAAUGGAGACGAGGUUUGGAAGAGGAAAGUGCUCAAAGAACUGGGGUUGGGUUUCGGGUGUUGCAUUUGAGGCACAGAGAAGGGGAUCUCCCUUCCCCUCGAACGUGAAAACACCCAUGACUUUUGGUCGUCUGGUCCUGUUAAACUGGGAGAAGUAUAGGUUGUGGGAUGCACAUGGCCCUCAGUGCCAUUUUUAUGACCCUCAGUGACCAAAAUAUGUGUUCCUUUACAGGGGACCAUUUUUACCACAUCCCCCCCGGGGCCAUUUUAGACCCCAAAGAAGUCUUUGUUCGAAGUGAGCAGGGGUCUCCUGUUGCAAAAAAAGGCCUUUCUUGAGCUUAAAAUGGCCUCAGAAAUGGGGGCCUGUGUCACGCCAUCAUUCCUUCAGGCUGAGAAACCCCAAAACAACCUUUAAUGGUUGCGUACAAGAGAGGAGUUCAGCAGCUAAUGGUUUCAUAGCCAACGGUUUCUGCUGAAAUCCCUUCUUUGCAACCAUGAAUGGUUCAGGAGCCCUCUCCAGUUUGCAAUCUGGCUGCCCUGCCCUGAAUUUAUACUGGGCUGGGAUGAUGGGAUUGGUAGUCCUGCAUGCUGGGAGUGGUGAAGUGGGUGCCUUUUUCUUGCUGUUUAAAACCAGACUCUUUCCUGAUCAUGUUGGGAAGAGAAAAGGGCCAGCUAUCUUAGUGCCUUCUUCAUCUCAACACACCGCCUUAAAAGACUUGGCUCUGCUCAGACUCUUCCUCAGGUGUCCAUGUCACUAUUAAGAAUUGCAUAACGCUGCUCCUGUCUAUUGGUUUUUAGACUGCAAUGCCCAUAAUCCACCACCAUCUGCUGUAAAGGCUAGGGAAAUUAUAUUCAGUGGGUCAUGCUUAACAUAGAGAAGUGCCUCUAGAUGUGCCAAAUGAGACUGACCUGAAUCCUAGUCCUAAGGAGAGUAGACCCAUGGAAUCAGUGGGAUUUACGUAAACGCUGACCAACCAUUCAAUGGAUUGCCUCUAAUUGGGCCUAGCAGGAGGAUUCGGACUUGUGCAUUUAGGCCUACAACUCCCAUCGUCCUAUGCGUAACCUAUGAGGGGAUUAUAACCCAAAACAUCUGUAGGGCCAGAGGUGAAAUGCUCCUCUAUCUUAGCCUUGCAUAUUUUUGAUCAUCACCAAUAAAGUGCCUUAAACACGAGGGGUGUGUGUUUGAAAACACCCCACAACCCGACAUUGAAGCAUCCCAUGUGAGAACUGCACUAAUCCUAGUUUUGAAUCCAUUUUCUGUUCCUUGCGUACCCAUCUGUCAGGUUUAUCUUGCAAGGACCGCUCUGGCCGGCAUGACUGCCGUAUUUAUUUCCCCCGCAAUGGUGCCUAGGCCUGAACAUGCCCCAUCCUCAUAAACACAGGGGUGGGCAACUAUGGUCUUCCCGAACUGCAAUCCCCAUUAUCCUCCUCUGUGAAGGCUAGAGCUGCAGGGAAGUUGCAUUCGCUGCUCUGCCAAAGGACCAUAGAAAAGUGCCUUUUUUAAAGAUGUGCCAAACUCUACUGAAUGCCAUAUGAAGUCUCUCUGCAGAUUGGGAGUAAGUGGGAAGAAGAAGGUUAUGUUUUAUUGUAUAGUAGACCCAUAGAAUCAGUGGGAUAUCCAAAAACGUGGACUCGCUGUUCAAUAGGUCUGCACUGGCUGGGACAACCCCAUAGGAUUUAGACCCUAUAUGUGUCAAUAAAGUAAAAUAGAUAC